CAACCCUCGCGCCAUCCACUUUCUUCAAAUCUGUGUGCUUUCCAUCCUCUCCUCCCGUCGGGCGUUCCUCCGAGCUCGCCGUCGCUCUGUUGCCGAUCACCAGUCCAUCCACCAAAUCAUCCGGUAACUCGCCAUCUGCACCCGAUCACCGAAACCCGUCGUCGCCACGGCGUGUCCAUGCUGCUAUAGUCUCACCACAUCUCCAAGCACCCAGGUGCGCAUCACGACGCCUCUCGCUGUUUCCAGCGCCCCCGUCGCGUCCUGCACCAACGCCAUUGCGCUUCACGUCGCAAUCCUUCCGCACAUCCCCACACCUCCGCCAUGCAGAACCCCCAACAGCAGCAGAUGGCUGCCAUGGCCAUGAACGCGAACAUGGGAGGCCCAGUCAAUGGCACUCCCGUCAUGGGAAACCUCCAGCGCCCUGGUGGUCCUCGCGCAGACGUCGACCCGAGGAAAGGAGACCCUCUGCGAACGCUCAACACCUAUAUAUACGACUACUUCAUACGGAACAAUCAGCAGGUAUUAGCGAAGACCAUGAUUGAGUCCGGCUUGAACAUGAACCUUAAGAAUGAUGGAAAGCCUAGCCCUAGUGGCCGCAACGUGAAUGGUGUCGAUGGCAUGGACGAUAAGGAUCUUCCAUUGCCAGACCUUCCCCCCAACCAAAUCGCCGACAACUCAUUUCUAGGCGACUGGUGGAAUCAAUUCUGGGACAUCUGGAACGCGACUCGCAACAAGUCGGCCGCUGAUGGAAAGAGCACCCAAUAUGCACUGCACACACGGAAUCUUGCCCAGAUGACCAACGACCAGAGGAAUCAGCGCAUGCUGAUGGCUGGCAACAUGAAUGCUCAUCAGUAUUCGAAUAUGAUCCGCAUGCAACAACAACAGCAGAACGGAGGGGGCCCCAACGACCUCAAGCGAGCGGCUUUGCAGAACCGACCUAAUGGAGUAAAUCCCAUGGCGAACAUGCAAAUGAACAAGCAGGCGAUGAUAUCGGCUGCAAACAUGCAACGAGACGGCUCCAUAGAUAUGAAUGGACAGCGCCCACAAUCGCCAGGGUCGAACGAAAACGCGCCGUCUCCCAACAAACGAGCUCGUGUUGAAGGAGGAAUGAACCCAGGAAACAUGGCUGGAAAUCAGUUUGAUGGUUUUGCACCACAGGGACAAAAUGUCCAACAAAAGUCUAUAGAGGGGAUGAAUGCUGCUGGCGUACAAGGUUCACCAAUGGCAGCACAAAGCCUUGAUGACCAACACGACAUGUUCGCCGGCAACCCGCAGCGUGCUGGCGGGAUGCCUGGUGGCGCCCCUGGUCAGCCCCAGGGCAAUCAUGCCUUGCAGGAUUACCAGAUGCAACUCAUGCUUCUCGAACAGCAGAACAAGAAGCGGCUGCUGAUGGCGCGCCAGGAACAAGACAGCAUCACUGGUCCCCACAACCAGGCCGGUGUUGGCGGCGCCCCCGGAUUUGCUCCUGCCAUGUCACCUCAAGGGAGCAGAGCUGGCCCGUCUCCGAACCCUAACGACAUGAAGCGGGAUACCCCUAAGCUUGGUCCACAAGGCCUUCCUGGUUCCCCGAUGCCAGACGGCACGAUGCAACCACAGCGUAAUUCACCUGCCCCCAACAUGAACUUUGAUCCAAGCCAGAUGCCGCCAGGUAUACCUCCACAGUUUGGAAUGGGUAACUACCCUCAGGUGCCUGGCGGCCCCAUGAUGCAGAGGCCUCCAAGCUCGCAUCCGGGUGGCUUUAACCCUCAGCAGAUGAACCCGCAGCAUCUGGAAGCGAUGCGGAACGGCGGCAUGCCGAACGGUGCGUGGCGAGGUGGCCCCCAGAUGAUGCCGGGUCAAGCCCAGCAAAUGGCUGGGCCGAUGAACAACCCUCAACAGCAACAGCAACAACAGCAGCAGCAACAGCAGCAGCAGCAACAACAACAGCAACAGCAACAGCAGCAACAGAGAGGCAACGCAAACCCAAUGCCACCGCCUCCUGCCCCAGCACCUGCUGAGCAAACCCGGACCGAGCCAUCGCCACAACAGCCCGCACAAGCACCCCCUACACCUUCUCAGUCUAACAAAGCGGCACCCAAAAAGAAGGGCACCAAGGACAACAAGAAGCCCUCAAAGGCGAAAGGGGCAAACACAGGUGCAACGCCCGCAGCGUCAGGUGAAGAACCUCCGCCAACACCUACGCCAUCGACGCCCAUUACACCCAUGCACCCCAAGUCAUUUGGUCCAAAUGGUCAACCAAAUGGUCAACCCCCUGCACAACCUCAGCAACCCGCCGCUGCACCGCAACAGCCCCAGCAGAUGGACAACAACGCUGCUCCAUUCGGCAGCCUCACUGAGGAGUCUUUCGAUCUCGGUAUGGAUGGAUUUGAGAAUGAUCUUGGUAACUUUGACUUCGACUCAUUCCUCCACGUCGGCGACGAUCCGGCUGGUUUUGGCUCGUUAGGCAACGACUUCAACUUCCCGGAUGGAGUCGAAGCAAGUGGCGACAUCUAAACUCGCUACACAUUAAUCAAUGUCGAAACCGGUGAUGAUUUCUGGAACAACAUCACACCUUGGUUUUCAGGGUUGAUACCUGCUCGUGGGUGAUGUUUCCCAUGCGUUACUUUCAUCCCUUGUCAGAUAUCUCCAUGUAGAUGUCACUUCCUUAUUUGUCUCGGUGUUAAAGUAGGUGGCAAGGGGGAAGAGGAGGGAUCCUUUGCUGCACAAAAUCCGUCAUAUACCCGUUAUUUCAACCUCUCGCUUUUCCCUUAGGUUCAUUCACAUCGGAGCAUGGAGGCGGAAAGGGCGAUCUUAUUACACACUUUGUAGUCUUCGUGGUUA
Messenger RNA from Aaosphaeria arxii CBS 175.79, 2820 nucleotides. RefSeq lists its product as uncharacterized. Lineage: Eukaryota; Fungi; Ascomycota; Dothideomycetes; Pleosporales. Gene Ontology annotation, cellular component: nucleus. The transcript has 7 exons. The coding region runs from base 322 to 2493 and encodes 723 amino acids. The record is from RefSeq and is a predicted model, not a curated record.